UGUAGGAGACUAAUUUUUGUUUCUUUUCCCGCGCAAACUUCUCUUCUCUCUGGGAGAUGGUUGUUUCAAUAUGCUCGUGUUUCUACCUUUCUACCGUCCUCAGCAUGAAGCUAAAAUACCCAAUAUGCGAGUACACUUCAGAUUUUGUUAGAGAAAAUAAUACAGUGUUAAUCUGUUGGCUCAGUGCAGAGCGGCGUUUGUCAAUCUAACCCUGACAGCCAACAUAGGGCGAGACAAUGGCGAAAAGAAAAGGUUUAGGCGGAAACUCUCGUUCUGUUGACAUUUUCAGCGCGGUUUCAUUAAAUAGCUUAUUUUUCGCAUCUUUUGUGGAGGGCUUCGAACAGGAAUAUUAAUUGCGACUAAAACAUACAAUUAGCGUACGCCAAUGGCGAAGCGUAGGUGACAGCUGUUGUCAUUGAUCAAUGGCGCGCGCGUUUAACAGCCGAAUCCCGAUGUUUUCUUAAGAUUGUUGAUUCAAUUUACCUGCCGUUGCCAGCAGUCAUCGUAGAGAGUCCGUGAUUAACAAGCGCUUGUGAAAUCCUUUCCGUCAAAUUCAAGCGACAGGGAUGGGAUUUUGAGUUUCAAAACAGACGACAGUUAAAAACUCAAUAAGAUCCGUUUAGCGUCUAAAAGCCGGGUAACGUGCAAGAGUCGAAGAGUCAACUAGAGCGUCGAGAUCUUAUAUUGUCAUGGAGAGCGCAAGAAUUCCCAUGCGGGGUAAAGUGAAAGAUGCCGAAGCUGAAGCGUUGCUAAAGUUGCUUCGACGAGAAAAGGAGUUUAAUGAUCGGCUCUCAGCGCCACAAAUUCAUCAGAGGACUCCUUUACCCGCAAUAGGAGACAGUGGUAACAACACCACGACACUACAAACAACAAGUUGCGACAGAACAAAUGGAACAUUCCUAACACAAACAUUUGAAAAUGAAACUGGUCCGGCUCUCAAUUCCGACAUUGAGCAUAGCAAGGAGCUGGUUAGUGACUCAAAAUAUCUAUGGUCAUCGAAAGGAGACGUGAACAGUAAUUUUCAACCUCCUUCGUCUUUAAAAGAGUUCUACAUUCCCCCGUUCACGUGGAAAGGAGAGCAAAGUUCGUGUUACACCAAACACGAACGACAAAGACAUGGGCGAACUUUGCCACCCCUUGAGAUUCCCGUUACUCCUGAUUUUGAUCUUCCCGAACGUCCCUCGUGUCCUAAACCAGGCUCACCGAAGUUCUGGGAGGAUUAACUUGACUUUAAUUGAAAACAGAAGCAAAGUCGGUCGAGAAAAUUUCAACCACGAAGGCAGUGAGUUCGGGUUAACUAACCUUGACGUGUUACAAAUGUAUUUUCCACACGGGGAACAGGUUUGUUAUAUGCCUGCUCCUAUCUUGUCGGAUAUAUCAGGUUAAAUUUCCAUCCUUGAAUAACAAAUCCCACCAAGAGUUGAGACUGAGAUAGAUCUCAGCGGUACAAUAUGGUGUGAAUAACAGUUUAUCACGACAUUCUUUACAAAGCCAACUAUCUUAGAAGGAAAGCGAAAGAAAGCUCUGCUCGGUGUUAUUUCUCAUAUCGUACUACGGAUCUUUCGAGCAUAUCAGUCUACAUAGAUACAUUGAUAGCUUUUCAUAAAGAUAAAAAAGACAUAUGUUGUAGACCUGAAGUAAUUAAUUAGCUGUCUUGGUGGGUACCAUUCAAAACUAAUCUAAUUGUCGGACAGCAUAGUGACACUAAGACAUGAAGAACUGUUGGUGGCCCCGAAAGGACUCUCAUUGGGUUUUAGAGCAACUUAAGUUACCGUUUCAUGGGCUGAAAUUCAGCAUAUCUUCCUCCGCCGAAUGUUUUCAUUAUAGCAGUGAAUUAAAAUGUCAAGAUCUGGGUCAUGAAAUUUGCGGUUACAAGGAUUUUGAACAUGAAACGAUUGACACUAAUUCCCAAGAACAACAAAUCCCGAUGAAAAACCCUUUAAACUCAAGUACUUGGAGCAAACCGGGGAUCCCGAGUUUCCACGGCGACGUGCUCUUGUCUUAAAGCUAUUUUUCUGGGAUUGAUAACUAACAGUACCAACCGCAAUGUAAGAGGAAACUAAAAUAACACCUACAGUUUAUCACAAGACAAAUCACACCAUCCUAAACUGAUUAAAAUUGAAACUUAAGUUACCUUA
Messenger RNA from Stylophora pistillata, 2138 nucleotides. RefSeq lists its product as uncharacterized. NCBI's taxonomy places the organism in Eukaryota, Metazoa, Cnidaria, Anthozoa, Scleractinia, Pocilloporidae. The record is from RefSeq and is a predicted model, not a curated record.